AAAAAUAUUUUUUUAUUUUGUUUACUGACAGAACAGCACGUGGGUACUGACCUCGUGGCGUUGUUUGGUCGCCAUUUUUGUGAAAUCAUCAACACUGUCAACGUUCAUUAAUCAAAAUGAGUGAUGAAGACCGCGAUGUCGACAUCGAAAGCGACGAAGAGGACGAAGAUGGCUUUAACAGUAUGGGUACACAGAGCUCGACCAGCUACAUGACGCCGGCUGAACGUCGAGCUCACCACAAUGCUCUGGAAAGAAAACGUCGAGACCACAUCAAAGAAAGUUUCACCAGCUUACGGGACUCUGUCCCUCAGCUUCAUGGUGAAAAGGUAAAAGUUUCGAGAGCACAAAUUUUGAAAAAGGCAGCAGACUACAUAACAUACAUGAGGAGGAAAAACCACAGUCAUCAGCAGGAUAUUGAUGAACUCAAAAAACACAACAGCAUAUUGGAACAACAAAUAAAAUCUUUAGAAAAGGCAAAAAGCACAGGACAGUUUGCAGUGUCAGGAUCUGUGAGUUCUCGCAGUGGAUCUUUGUCGUUUGACGCUUCUGGUUCUGACUCUGAGGAACCUAAUGGACAAGUACCAGUGGCAAAAAAAAUAAAACUGUCUUUAGACUGACAAAAAUGGGCAGCACAUUGUUACGGGAAAGACAUUGUUACCUUGAGACUCAGCAAUUCCAAAAUAUACAUAAAUGUGUGUGUGAAUGUGUCAUGACAAAUUAUUGCAUUACAGAAUGUGGUUCUAUAAUGUUUUUCUCAAGAUUUGAGGAAUUUGAAAUUACAUGGCCACUGAAGAUGUGAUAGUGAAUGAGAUUAGAUUUUCGAAAUUCAAGCUAGAUUGACGGGAUUUAUUUGUGUCAUACAUGUACUACAGUAAGUACUGGAACUGGUUUUGAAAUGGUUGAAAUGAUCAGUUAUGCAAAAGAGCCGCGCUGUGGGAAGACCAGGCUUAUUGCAUGUGCCUAAAGUGUCGUUCCAGAUAAGCCUGUUCAGUCUGCACAGUCUCAUCAUGGACAACACUCCUCUUUUAUGGAUUUUGUGUGGAAAGGAGGUCUUUAUUAAAAGAAAAUCCAGAAGCGGAAGAAAGUCUCACCCCACAUUAGUGUUGCCCCAGAAAAGCCUUUGAAGACUGCACAGCUAAUAUGGGACAAAACUUUGGCACCUUAAGCCUGGUUUGCAAAUAGUGUGGUUUAAAUGUACAGUAUAGCAAAGUGCCAUUGCUUGUAUGGAAACUUUAUAUGGUUUGCUUCAAUUACUAGCGUUAUUGAAACAGAAAAGAAAAUCAGAAAUCUGAUGAAAAAUCUUUUCUGUUAUUGGGAUUCUAUGCUUCAUGUAUUUUAUGAGCUGGGUUCAACUCAAAAAUAUUAGUUUGUAACCUGCUUAUAUAGGAUUGUAAAUCAAGUCCAAACCAACAACAGUUUUUUUUUAAAUUAUAUAUUUUAAGUUAUAAACAAGAUGAUGUUAUUGUUGAAGUUGAUCAUUAAACUUUAGUUGACAAAUACAUAUAAGCUACCAAAACUUUUAUUAAACACUAGGAUUUUGUUAAUACAUGCCUGACAUGUUGCGCACUAUUAAUUUACUAACAAUUGAGUUAUACAAACACCAUGAUUGGUUAAAAUAACAAAAAUGUUUGUUUCCAGUGUCAAUAGUUUCUUACGCCAUAAUGGUGAUGCAUAUAGUUAUUGGUAUAUGAUGGAUGUUUUAUGUCAGCAUGCAAUUUAUUAUGUUUGGUGCAUUUGUGUAUCCAGUCUGGAAUUGGAGAAAACUUGUUAAUUUCUUUAUUUGUUGUGCAUGGUAGAUAGAAUUGUAAGGCAGACUAGUAAAAAGUGACCUAAAUAGUAUUGCUGUUUCAAUAAAUAUGUGUUUUCUGGAUCUCCAUAACAAUGGGAAAACCUAUCUAAGCUGUAGAUACAAACAAUCCUGACCGAAUUUAUCCAACCAUGAUAGCUCCAUUAUAAAAACAAUGGUUGAUACAGUUUGCGAUUUUGAAAGGAUUUGAAAUUUGUAUGCUUUGUAUGCCCAAAUUAUUGGGUAAAUCCAAAAUUGAGCCCAUUUAAGACAACUUGAGCUGCAUGCUCUUCUUAGGUACAUGUUUAAAAAAUAAGGGCCUUAUUUAAGAACUUAAUAGAUGUUCCUUAAAUUCUGAUAAUAAUAAUGAAGUCUGCUUUGUGAAGCAGAUAUAAAGUAACAUGAAGCACAUUUCAUGUCAUCAAAAUUAUCCUGUUAUUUUUUGCCAUUAUGUAUCAAUACACAUUUACAUUGCGAAUGUGUUUUCUAGUUGUUUAUGUUAUAUAAUUGUAUAGAUUUUAAUAAAUUGUGAUGAAACAAGA
Molecule: messenger RNA, 2328 nt
Organism: Dreissena polymorpha
Lineage: Eukaryota; Metazoa; Mollusca; Bivalvia; Myida; Dreissenidae
Product: protein max-like
Exons: 5
Coding region: 117-617 (166 amino acids)
Biological process (GO): positive regulation of transcription by RNA polymerase II
Cellular component (GO): RNA polymerase II transcription regulator complex
Molecular function (GO): protein dimerization activity; DNA-binding transcription factor activity
Source: RefSeq, a predicted model, not a curated record